GGCUGCCCCGGUGCCCGCAUUCCAGCUGGAGAGCGGGGCCGCGCUGAGGACGGGUUCCCCCUCUGCUUGCGCCUGGAGCUGGGGGUGUCCUAAGCCUGCCUGGAGCAAGGCAGGUGGGCAGACAACCUGCGGCAGACCCCUGCCUGGCUUCUCAGUGCCAGGCCUGAGCCCAGGCCUCCUGCUGGCAGAGCUCACAGCCAGGCUAGGGCUUGAGAUGUGGUUGCAACUGAUGCCUAAUGUGGACCAAAAGAGUCUCUAACCCGAGAACAGAGAAGACAGGCUGAUGAUGUUCCAUUAGAUGUGUUUUGACAGCACACGUGAGAGGUGAGCAGUGAGUAUUGAAAUGGACAGUGUUUCCUCAGGCUCCUCUCUGCAGCUCCUUGCCAAACUGCUUCAUGAUGCUCCACAAGAAGAUGAUGGUGAUGAUGAUGAACAUGGGCCACACUGUUCUGUCAGCACCUUGACUCCUGGUAAUAUUGGACCACUAAAGAGGGAGACCUCUGACACUUCUCAAGUGAAAUCUGAAAACAGGAAAACUAUUUGGAAUACAGAGGAGGUGCCAGAAGGAUCUGAAUUUGAUGAUACCUGGGACGCCAGGGAACAGCCAGAGUAUCAGAUCUUAUUCAAACAGUGUGUAGGAACAGAGGAUGUCUUCUUUGGGAUGAGCAGGAAAGACCACUCCACAGCCUGCUGUGAAGACAUGGUGAUUAAGAUCAAGCUGCCAGAGACUAAGUACUCAGACAUUACAUUAGAUAUCCAGGAGAAGGUUCUUGACCUCCGAACUCCCAAAAAGAAGCUGCUGCUGCACCUCCCCUACCCUGUAGACAGCAAGAAUGGUAAAGCUCGUUUUCUCUCUGAAGAGGAGACCUUGGAAGUCACCUUGAGGAUAUCAAGGCAGUUUGAUUUCAUAAAUUUUGCCUGAUGGACAAUGAACAAGUUUGCAAAAAAGAAGUAGUCUCUCAGUUGGAAAUCUUCUUAAAGCCUAACUGGUCAUGAAAUAGUGGGUUGUUUUCCUUGAACAGUCCUGGGGGAAUAUCCCUGGAGAAAUUAAAUUAGUCAGGAGGAACACAGCACCCAUAGGUGCUAUAAACUAAGGCUGUCCCAGCUCUUGCACUGCUCUGGUUAAUGUUCUGCUUCCUUCAGUCUAAUACUGGUUCUGAGAAUGAGAAAAUAGGAGAUAACAAUUCUGGAAGCCAGAUAAAGUCUUUUUGUGGUUAUGGCUGAUAAGUAAGUAGCACAAUGAGGCUCUGGCUGAUGAGUCUGGUGCUUAGUCACUGUUCCAAGACUUUGAAGUGGCAAUAUUCUUGCUUGGCCUCCAAUGCUGGGACUGGGAACAGUUUAAAAUCUCCUCAGCUACUUCUUGAUGAGAAGAUCAAAGCUCUUCAGGGUUCCACAGCCACAUCUGAUGCUCCUUCACACCAGUAGAACAAGAUAACAAGCUGUAGUUGGAUUGUUAAACAACUCUUCUGAACAAUUUUUGACAGUGCGGUUCAGUGUCCCCUAUUCACAUGCUGUCCUGCCAGCUGUUUUUCUAAUCUUUCUUGAGUAAUAA
Apus apus (common swift) is the source of this 1552-nucleotide messenger RNA. RefSeq names its product dynein axonemal assembly factor 6 (gene DNAAF6). Gene Ontology annotation, biological process: flagellated sperm motility; axonemal dynein complex assembly. The transcript has 7 exons. The record is from RefSeq and is a predicted model, not a curated record. Gene Ontology annotation, cellular component: cytoplasm. The coding region runs from base 344 to 922 and encodes 192 amino acids. Lineage: Eukaryota; Metazoa; Chordata; Aves; Apodiformes; Apodidae. Gene Ontology annotation, molecular function: protein-folding chaperone binding; dynein intermediate chain binding.